UCCUCCAAAAUAGAACAUGGAGAAAUAGCUGGAUUUCUGAGACGACGACGCAAGAAAGAAGAGCCAGCAGCAGCAGCAGAGGAACAGCAGCAACCCCCAGUUCAAAUUUACAUAACUACCCACUCACACCUCCACUCCCACACUCACUUCCCUCUACCCUUUUCGUCCAAUUCAGAUUCCAACAGAUGGAGUCGACGGCGGAGUCGGUGGACCAAGUGGUGGAGGAGAUUAUGAGAAUCCACAGAUCCUUGCCGCCGCGGCCCGGCAUCGACGAGGUGGAGGCGGCGAAGGCGCUGAUUCAAAAUGUGGAGAAGGAGGACCAGGCCAGGCUGGAAGCCAUUGCUAAACAGACCAAGAGCAACAACGUCUCCGAAGAGCUCUUCAUGGUUUUGCAGGAGAUGCAGAAGAACAUGGUCUACUUCAACAGCAGAGAGCAGAAGCAGGAGGCCUUGAAGUUGCUCGAUCUUGAAAAUCUUCACGAAUUGUUCGACGAUUAUAUCCAGAGAGCUUCCACCUGCGUUUCUUCUUCUUCUUCUUCGGCUCCGUCGUCUUACACGAAGUCGAUUCCCAAGGCUAGACCUAAGCCGUUGGAUUCCGCCGCGGCGUACGUGUACCGCUCCGACAGAGAAGUCGGUAAGGCUAAAGCCAUGGUCAGCCGAGACGACAGUUACGUGGUCAACAAGGCCAAGAAGAGCUUCUACGCCGACGGAAUUGGGCCUGGGCCGGCGGUUUCCGCCACGCCGCAGAUUGCCGAUUCGUCUCUCAAGUCUGGUCUCGCUCUUGCUUCAUCUGGCGCUGGAGCUGGAGCUGGAGUGUUAGGGUUAGGUCAAGAGGGUGAGAAAUUGAGUUUGAUAAAGCUAGCGAGUCUAAUUGAGGUCUUGGCCAAGAAAGGGACUAAGGAGGUUAAUCUUCGAAACAAGUUGAAUGACCAAAUCGAGUGGCUACCUGAUUCGAUAGGAAAGCUUUCGAGUUUGCUGACUCUUGAUUUGUCUGAAAAUCGGCUUUUGGUCCUGCCAUCCACCAUUGGAGGACUUUCGACCUUGACCAAAUUGGAUUUGCAUUCCAACAGGCUCACUGAGCUACCGGACACUUUUGGGGAUCUUCUUAGCCUUGUCCAUCUUGACCUUAGGGCAAACAAUUUGGCAUCUCUGCCUGCUACAUUUGGCCGAUUGGUGCGUCUUGAAGAGCUGGACUUGAGCUCAAAUAGGCUCUCUUUGCUUCCUGACUCAAUUGGGUCGCUUGCUAGUCUCAAGAGCUUUAAUGUGGAGACCAAUGAGAUUGAUGAAAUUCCUCAUAGCAUUGGUCAUUGCACGAACCUUAGGGAGCUCCAUGCUGAUUAUAACCGGCUUAAAGCACUUCCAGAAGCCGUAGGAAAGAUUGAGACCCUGGAGAUUUUGUCAGUGCGUUACAAUAACAUCAAGCAGUUGCCCACAACCGUGUCAUCUCUACUGAGCUUGAGGGAACUGGAUGUGAGUUUCAAUGAGCUUGAGUCAGUGCCUGAGAACUUAUGUUUUGCCACCUCACUGGUCAAGAUGAACGUAGGAAACAAUUUUGCUGAUCUGCGGUCACUACCAAGGUCCAUUGGGAACCUUGAGAUGCUUGAAGAGUUGGAUAUCAGCAAUAACCAGAUACGGUUUCUCCCCGACUCUUUCAGGAUGCUCACACGACUACGUGUUCUACGUGUAGAAGAAAACCCUCUUGAAGUGCCUCCUAGACAUAUAGCUGACAAGGGAGCGCAAGCUGUUGUCCAAUACAUGGCAGAGCUUGUCGAGAAAAGAGAAGUUAAAGUACAACCGACUAAGCAAAAAAAGAGUUGGGCUCAAAUCUGCUUCUUCUCAAGGUCAAACAAAAGGAAGCGCGAUGGUGCAGAUUAUGUGAAAGCCUGAUUGAUUACUAAAUAACAGAGAAGAGACUUGACGAUUUCAAUCAAGGAUACCAGGCUACUACCAGCUGUUAGCAGGCUAGAUGAUUUCAGGGACUAUGAAUCACCCUCAUCUCAUUUGGAUUGGGUGGGUUUCAAAAUUUGCUCCAUUGACUAUUGCAUACCAAAUUGUAUAUCGUUUUUUCCCGUUAUUGUUACAUUUUUUUUUAUCCAUCUGUAUUUCUAUUGUCUUCUAGUCAAAUGAGGUGCACAAUUCAGCGGCAUAUAGGAAAAGGAAAGACGUUGUACUCUGUAUAUCACCUCCAUUGUUCAUGAUAAAUUUCGUUGUAUCCACUUCCUCCCACUUGUAAUAGAAUUUGUUUCCGUCGAAAUAGAAUCUAGAAUCUUUUUUCCACUUCA
Rosa chinensis is the source of this 2281-nucleotide messenger RNA. RefSeq names its product plant intracellular Ras-group-related LRR protein 4. The record is from RefSeq and is a predicted model, not a curated record. The transcript is spliced from 4 exons. Lineage: Eukaryota; Viridiplantae; Streptophyta; Magnoliopsida; Rosales; Rosaceae. Bases 186 to 1886 code for a protein of 566 amino acids. Gene Ontology annotation, molecular function: protein binding.